Oryza brachyantha (malo sina) is the source of this 2161-nucleotide messenger RNA. RefSeq names its product THO complex subunit 4A-like. Gene Ontology annotation, cellular component: nucleus. The record is from RefSeq and is a predicted model, not a curated record. Gene Ontology annotation, molecular function: mRNA binding. Gene Ontology annotation, biological process: mRNA export from nucleus. The coding region runs from base 146 to 952 and encodes 268 amino acids. The transcript is spliced from 6 exons. NCBI's taxonomy places the organism in Eukaryota, Viridiplantae, Streptophyta, Magnoliopsida, Poales, Poaceae.
AAAAAAUCCCUCUCCUCAAUUCCCCACCCACCUCGCAACCCUAGCCCAGCUUUCGCCUCCUCUCCCCCAAAUCCCGAACCCGCCGCCUCGUCGUCGAGCUCGCGCGCCAACCCUACCGCCAGAUCUGCUCGCCUGAGCAGCAGCCAUGGCGGAGACCCUCGACAUGACGCUCGACGACAUCAUCAAGAACAACAAGAAGGGCAACCCCUCGUCCGGUGGUGGUGGCCGCGGCCGCCACGAGGGCCGCCGCGGAUCUGCCGCUGGCGGCGGCGGCGGGGGUGGGGGCGGCGUGGGACCGACCAGGCGUCCCUUCAAGAGGUCGGGCAACAGGGCGGGGCCCUACCAGCCGCCCAAGGCCCCUGACUCGGCGUGGCAGCACGACAUGUACUCGGAUGUAGCGGCAGGCGGCGGCAGCAGCGGCGGCGUCGGGAGGGUCUCAGCUAUCGAGACCGGCACCAAGCUCUACAUCUCCAAUUUGGACUUCGGUGUGUCGAACGAUGACAUUAAGGAGCUUUUCUCUGAGUUAGGUGAUCUUAAGAGAUCUGUAAUUCACUAUGACAGAAGUGGGAGGUCUAAGGGAACAGCUGAAGUUGUGUUUGCAAGGCGUGGGGAUGCUGUUGCAGCUGUGAAGAAAUAUAACAAUGUGCAACUUGAUGGUAAGCCUAUGAAGAUAGAGAUUCUAGGGACCAAUACUCCUACAGCUGCAGCUGCACUUCCAGCAAAUAACGGAGGCUAUGUUAGAAAUGUUGCUAAGAGUGCACCAAGGGGUGGCCCAGCUGGAUUACCUCAGGGUAGGCCCCGUCCAAGGGGAGGUGGGAGACGCCGUGGUGGCGGAGGUGGCAGUGGUGGAUCUGGUGGUCGCCGUGGAAAAGAGCGCAGUCAGCCAAAGUCCGCUGAAGAACUUGAUGCUGACUUGGAGAAAUACCAUGCAGAUGCGAUGCAGACUAACUAGAUGGAUCUUCACAGCGUCGAUGUUUCAACAUGAAAUCUGAAGGAUGUUUAUCUGCUUGUUCCUGCUAUUUGUGCUACCAUGUUCAGUGGCAACAACAAAACCUUUGUUUGUGGGGUCUUGGUUUACUGAAUUGUAUGGUUUUAUGUGUCUACAUAGAACUAGUGGAUGCUGGUGAAACACUGUUAUUGAAUAUUACUUGGUUGCCGCUUAUGUUCCUUUUACUGCGGAGUGAAGGGCUGCUUGAGUUACUCCACAUACAGAAGUUGCUGAAGAUGUACAAGGUUUUCUUCUCUUCUGACUCCUUAAACAUACAACAUCUUCAAGUUAUGCCCCGUUCUUUGCGUGGUUACUGGACAUUGUUCCUCUGCCAUAGAAGGGUUUUAAGUCUCAGCCAUCCUUAAUAUGAGGUGGCUGGUGCCUUUUUGUCAUUUAUCAUUCAAUCUUCUCCCCAUUACUAUUCAUGACAGCCCCUUUCAAAACCUGCACCUCUUCGGUUGACAACAAAUUAUAUGGUAAUUCUGGUUUUGCCAGCUGAUCUUCAGCUCGUGAUAAUCUGGCUUCUUGCCUGCUGAUCUUCAGCUUGAAGAAGCAUUAAGGUGCAAAUUAUGAUCUAAAAUCUGCUAUUGAUAUUUGACAGCUAGCUAACAACAUGAUAGUCCUGUUGGAUUUUUUUUUGGCUCUCCAUCCAUUGCUGGCUUAUUCUGUGAUAGCAUUGCAGUGGGUCACCCUGUUGCAUGAAAAAUAGCCAUCGAACUCUUUAGGAUCCAUCUUAAGUUUUGUGUUCUCUUCAAACUUGUGGAUCGGAUUUGAUCGUGUUAACUGUGCUGGGAAGAUCUGGCGGUGAGGCUCAUGUUUGCCUUAAAAUUCAAUUUCCAACAGAAGAAUCCAUCCAUCUUGUUGCUCAAUAUGGAUUUGGGAGUGGAUUGAUUACUUUGCCUGUUGUGGUGUUGAAUAACUCCCCAAGUUCUAACACUGUAAGAGUCAAUUGACAGCUGGCUUGAUGGUCAUGGUUGUCAUUGUCAGUAAUGGUAUCAGUUAAGCGUUAUGGUGUUCUGGAAAUGGCAUGGUGUAACCAUUUUGAUGGCCUCAUGUUAGUUGGAUUCAAAAUCCUUGGUUAGAUUCUUUUGUCCAGUUCCAAUUACAGUUAGUAAAAUAGUUUAUGAUUUGUUAUUUUUUCUAUGUGAUAUGGUAGAUAAGAGUUUUGGUGUA